GCCUCGCUUGUGGCGUUAGGGGUGUUUCCGGGUUGCGCUCCCGGAAGCAGGAAGUUGUCGUUCUUUCCUCCUCGCCCGGCGGCUGCAGUCCCCGAGGCGGGAGGAGCCCGAAGGGGCGCGGGCCCCGCAUGGAUUUUAUAUUAGAAGACAUGGAUCUUGCUGCCAAUGAACUCAGCAUUUAUGACAAACUUUCAGAGACUGUUGAUUUGGUGCGACAGACAGGCCAUCAGUGUGGCAUGUCAGAGAAGGCGAUUGAAAAAUUUAUCAGGCAGCUCCUGGAAAAGAAUGAACCUCAGAGGGGGCCACCCCAGUAUCCUCUCCUUAUAGCUGUAUCUAAGGUCCUCAUAACCAUGGGAUUAAUCUUGCUCACUGCCUACUUUGUGAUUCAACCUUUCAGCCCAUUAGCACCUGAACCGGUGCUUUCUGGAGCUCAUACCUGGCGUUCAUUCAUCCAUCAUAUUCGGCUGAUGUCCUUGCCCAUUACCAAGAAGUAUAUGCCAGAAAAUAAGGGAGUUUCUCUUCAUGGAGAUGAUGAAGACAGAUCUUUUCCAGACUUUGACCCCUGGUGGACAAACAAUAGUAAGCAGAAUGAGCUGGAGCCGGUACCAGCCAACUGCACCGGCUGUGCCCAGAAACUGCCCCUGAAGGUGCUGCUCCUGGAAGAUGCCCCAAAGAAAUUUGAGAGACUCCAUCCUUUGGUGAUCAAGACGGGACAGCCUCUGUUGUCUGAGGAGAUUCAGCACUUUCUAUGCCAAUACCCUGAGGCCAUAGAAGGCUUCACAGAAGGAUUUUUCACCAAGUGGUGGCGUUGCUUUCCUGAAAGGUGGUUCCCAUUUACUUAUCCAUGGAGAAGACCUCUGAAUAGAUCACAAAUCUUACGUGAGCUUUUUCCUGUUUUCACUGACCUGCAAUUUCCAAAAGAUGCUUCUUUAAAAAAGUGUUUCCUUCUUCACACAGAACCUGUUGUGGGGAGUAAGAUGCAUAAGAUGCGUGACUUAUUUAUCAUUGGCAGCGGUGAGGCCAUGUUGCAGUUCAUCCCUCCUUUCCAUUGCCGAAGACACUGUCGGUCUGUGUCCAUGCCAGUAGAGCCAGGGGAUAUUGGCUAUGCCGGUACCACCCAUUGGAAGGUCUACAUUAUAGCCAGAGGGGUCCAGCCUUUGGUCAUCUGUGAUGGAACCACUCACUCAGAACUAUAGGAAUCAGAACUUUAUUCAGGAGCAACUUUGAGAGCUGAAAACCAGAUUCUUGAGCUCUGCCCCCAGCCCCCGCCUUGUCCCUUGCCUAUCUGGAUGGUUUCUCAGAAGGGGCUGGGCCAGAGCCAUUACUGCUAACGCAGCACCCCUUGUGUCAGCUGUGUUGCCUUUACCAAGUGUCUUCAGAGAGGAAUGAGCCGGAGUAGCUGGCCUGGGGAGAGGCGCCUCCCUGGGUUUGAUCUUUAGGUCUGACCUUCUGCAGAGAAGAUAUUUUACACAUGUGUCAGAGCUGAUGUUGUAAUGUGGUUGUGGGAGGAACUCCAGACCCAAAGUGUUUGCCAGCUGGGUGUGCAACUAUGUGAUCCUCUGUCUUAAAAUGAUUUCUCUCUUUGUGCUGGGAAACAAGGUGAGGUAUUUUUAUUGUUUGGCAAUAAUAUAAAGUUAUGUUCUUCCAAUUGAAUGAUUCACUAUGCUUAUUUUUCCCCCCAAGUGUUUUUGGUAUGUAUUAAUCAAAUGAUAUAAAUAAGGGCACUUUUUCUUGUUCCCUUUUAUUCCUUUAUUGACCCUAUUAGGGCUUUGGUCAUGCCAUCACCAAGAUGAAGAAAAAAAAACCUCAUGUAUGACCUCUGGCUCUGAAUUGCAGAAAUCAAAUGUAUACAGUAGGUAUCUAUGUCACUAUGGAUCAGAGGUGGACAGUUAUGAGGAAAGUUGGUUGUGAUCCUUUGUGGUGUCCUCUUCAUCCUUGGAGGAGCCCUGGACUUCAUCUCCCAGACUGUCUUCUCACAGCAGCAGGGGUCAUCCAGUGCAUGAAUGGCCUGUUCCUGGGCUUCUAAAGGACAAGCAGAGUUCACAGAACUUGGGGUAGAAACACACAGAGCCUCUUCCAGGUGCUUCAGUGAAACUAGGAUGAACUGUACCUGAGGGAAUUUUUCUUUUAAAGAACCAGCCCCUUGUGUGAAUUUAUACAGGAAAAACAAAACUUACUGUACAUAUAAAAGUCAUGCUGCUAAGCAAUUAUGAUUUAAGAGGUUGUAAGUCAGAGGGAUCAUCUGGAAGCCAGCUUUGUGUAAGCUUUUAGAGGCCCCUCAGCGCUGUCUUAAAUCAGGCCCUUUUAAUUAACAAAAGAGAGGCAUCCUUAGGAACAAAACAACUGUUUUGAUGAAAGAUCUUUGUUUUAUUUCUGUGAGUUGCCUUGUGUUCCUUCCCUAUUUCACUCUGGCCCUUCAUAUCUUAAAAGUCUACAAAAAUACCCACUUCAGCGCACAACUUGAAAACUAAGAAACCCUUGCACGUGUUGGUUUUCUGAAGCAUCCCUUGGAAAGUCCCCUGAGCCAUUCUGUAACCACUCUUGUUCAACAAAGAGUGGUUAUAGUAGAAGAUAGUAAACACUUUUGUGCAUAUACUACUUAUUUUUCUUAAAAUCUAUCUAGUUCAUUUAUAUAUCCAUGAAUAUAAAUUUAUGUUAGGGGAAAAAUUCUCCAAAGAGGUCUGCUCUUAAUUAACAGAUACACAGAAGUCAUUCACCUUCUUCUCAAGGUAAUUCAAAUAAGCAGGAUCUACUACUGUCUAGUCCUCCAGGAAUGGCUCGGGGUUGCCAGCCAGUUCCUUUCUAGUUAUCCAAGGCUUUGUGCAGAGUGCCACAGGAUUACUCUUAUCCAUUUAGCAAUCAGCCUCUAGCAGGAAGCAGUAAAAGUCUCUCCGCAUGACCUGUUGUGGGAAAGAGGCUCAUUUAGAUGAGGAAGUGGGGUUGCAGGGGCAUGGCAGGACCACCUAACCAACUCCCCACCUCCAUCACUGCAAUAAGAACAAAACCUCAGGUCUAAAAGGAGGGAUUUAUUCAUAAAUUUGUUGAGCAAUUACUGAGAAAUGCUAUGACAGUGACUUCCACAUGUGUGUUAGCUUCACUUCCUUGUAGGUUCCCACUGCAGAGAUGCUUGUCCUCUGAAGUCAGCUCUCGGGGGAGACAAGCUGCUUUGCUGCCAGUUUGAAGCACUUAUGUUCAGAUGUGCUAAGGAAUUCUCCUGCAGUCAGUUGUUGAAUGGACACCACACCUGUUCUGACUGAUGCAGAGAGGCAAAGCUUAUCCUCACCUCACUGUCAGUUAUUUUUGGGGUAAAGGAGGAAAUAAAAUAAUAGUGGUUCAUGAAAACAGAAAUCCACUGGUGAAAUACAUAACAGUAAACAAAAUGGGCAGAUUUGGGCUCAUUUUCUGGGAGAAAGGAAUAAUAACAUUUGUCUAGUCCAUUCUCACAAGUGCCUGAUUAAUCUUCACCCAGUCCUCUAAAGAAAUAUUGGAUUCUUAUUUCACAAGAAACUAAGACUUGGAGCAGUUACCUGCUGGCGGGUGGGCAGCUGGUCCCAGGUUCCAUAGCACGUUAUUUUCCUGCUGCAUCACAGUGUAGUGCCUGAGAAAAGGGCUAGGGAUUUCCCUCCUGGGCUGAGAUUACAUAGGGGGCCAGCAAGCCAGGAACUCUGCACGGCUUGUUUAUAAAACUCCUUUGGACAGGAAGGGAGGAGGAAAGAAUUUAACCAUAUGACUUUUAUAAAAAUCCUUUCACUUUCUCCCUCCCCAUUUGAAAACUUAAGAGUGAGUGUUGCUGGAAGACAACUAUGUCCAGCCAUUUUCCUGUCUGUCACCACAUUCUUCCAGAUGUGUGACCAGAAGAGGGACUCUGUCCAAUUCCAGUUGUUGAGUCCCUUGGAGUUUACAUCACUUGUUUUUCAGUUCUCAGUUUUCUUUUCCCUUCUCCCCAAAUCCAGCCUGGGCCUCAGUGUAGGAACAAUUACUUUAAAACAAAAAUCUCAAGUUCCUUAGUGGCAGGUAAUGGGCUCAAUCAUUUUAAUACAGUCUGGACUGAGUUUGCUCAUUACCCAUUUCUUAGUAAAUGUUCAAACCCCAAAGCACAUAUUUGGUUAUCAUCAUUUCCUUGUCCAGCAAGAGAAGGCCAGGCUAUAGGUAAAAAAAAAAAAAAAUUGCAGAGAGAGGCGAUUUCGUCUAGCUUUUGAGAAUCAGUUAUUUCAUAGCCAAAAGGCUGAAAAGCAAUGAGAAUCAGCUAUUAAACACAGGGUGUCAGGCAUUUGAUCUCUCUUAGCAGUAGAGGAAAUACUCUUCCAGAGUGGUGACCCAUCGUGCGCUAGAAUUUGUUAAAGGAAGGAAGUGUCAGAGAUGUGUUUUAAAAUUGUACUUUAGGCUGAGAUUCCAUAUUUGGACCUGGAGGGACAGCAGACUAGGAAGGGAAAGGUGCAUUUAAGGAGACAGCACUGUAGCAAAUAAAAAGGGGGAGGCCUUGGGAAUGUGCCGUGUCACCAGCAGCUGCAUACCCCUGUCCUCCCCACCCCUAGCCUCGAGAUAGCCCGUAGGUUUUUCCACAAAAGCCAGUCUGCAAGAGGGACAGGUGCUCUCACUCUCACGCACCACAUCCAAGUCCAUCCUCCCUGGACACAGCUGACUAAGCGCUGGCCUUCUGAGGAACCUCAGCCAGCUUGUCUGUCAUCCAGGUUCCUCAGUGUCUGGUUUCCCUGCCCUGCAUAAUUUAAGCAUUAGCGCUAAAUACAUCUGUCAUUUUCUUUUCUCUGGAGACAGAUGUCCAGACUUUUUCAGACUAGUGGAGAGAAGGAAUGUUACAUAACUGCAAAUGGAGACCUGGAGAUGGUUGGGCUGGACCAGAGACGGAGCAGUUCUGCUUGGCAUGUCUGUCAGUUAGGCAGCAGCCAUCAAUCCAGGAGUGAGCCGUGGCUGUAAGCAUGGGUGCGGAGAAGGGAACCCAGUUGGGUUUUAAGUUUUACACAGAAAAUGAGGACUUGGGACAUCCGCUUUGUGCCAGGCUCCAUUUAUCUCAUUACUCCUCACAGCAGCUCUGUGGGGUAGGGGCAGUCAGCGUGUGCAGCCACCUCUACUCACAGCUCAGCGGUAUCCCCUCAGAGCACUUUUAAACCCUUACAGGAACAAACUUGGCAUCUAGUCUCAUCAUAGGCAACUUUCCCUCCACAUUUCUUUUGAUAGUUUUAACCCCAGAGAAAUGCUGGCUGGGGUUUUUUUUCUUCCGUCCUUCUGAGGAAAGGCCAGUAACAGAUGUCCAGGGCUGGGGGAGACAGGGACUCAGAGGACGGCCACUGCCCUGCCAUCACCAGGAAUAGGAGCUGGUGGCAGCCACGGUUCAUCUUCAGGGAACCAGGGUGUAGGGGCCUGGAUGGUGCCAGCACAGGGGCUCAGAAUGGUGUGAGCCGUGAAUGUGUACGUGUUCAAGUCCUGGAUGUUGAACAAGUGCUUACUUGAUACACUGCAAACUUGCAAAGACUUCCACCAUGUAAAGAAUGUAUGUAAAGUUUUAUGUAAUGAAAAUUUUUACUUUUUGCAAUUAAAAGUGUGUAUGUUAGUUGAUAAGAA
Molecule: messenger RNA, 5580 nt
Organism: Nycticebus coucang (slow loris)
Lineage: Eukaryota; Metazoa; Chordata; Mammalia; Primates; Lorisidae
Gene: C9H6orf89
Product: chromosome 9 C6orf89 homolog
Exons: 9
Coding region: 129-1196 (355 amino acids)
Cellular component (GO): nucleolus; Golgi membrane
Source: RefSeq, a predicted model, not a curated record